Cylas formicarius (sweet potato weevil) is the source of this 1223-nucleotide messenger RNA. Its product is annotated as regucalcin-like. The coding region runs from base 158 to 1150 and encodes 330 amino acids. NCBI's taxonomy places the organism in Eukaryota, Metazoa, Arthropoda, Insecta, Coleoptera, Brentidae. The record is from RefSeq and is a predicted model, not a curated record. The transcript has 7 exons. Gene Ontology annotation, molecular function: calcium ion binding; enzyme regulator activity; gluconolactonase activity. Gene Ontology annotation, biological process: L-ascorbic acid biosynthetic process.
GUUUUCAUGCACAUUGCGACUGAUGUUGAACGCACAUGUUCUGCGGUUUUGAUUGUUGUUUACAAUAGACAAAAUAAACAAAUCUAGCAAGGUGUUUUUAUUUGCAAUUUGAUCGUUGGGUGGUAAUUUUAUUUUCGAAUCCCACUGCUCAUUGAAGAUGUUUCGCCAGUUAUCCCUUACAGUACUUGUUCUCUUGUGCUGCCGAUUGGGCGAAGCCUUCAAUGGGCCAGCCGUUUACCAACUCACUGAACCGUUGGAACACGGCGAAGAACCGACAUGGGAUCCAAGGACCAACGCCCUAUAUUUCGUCGAUAUCCACGUGGGCAACAUCCAUAGUUACUUCUACGAUUCCGAUGAACAUUAUGUGGCCCAUUUGAACGGAGAAGUUACCCCCAUCAUUCCGUCGAAGUCCAACGAAAGCUUGUUCGUAGUCGGAGUCAAUAGGACGUUGGUUGCUGUUGGCUGGGACGGCAGAAACAACUUGGGAAAAGAACAGGCUUUGACGGAAAUCUCCAAACAGUUCCCGGAUUCCAGAUUUAAUGACGGCAAGGCAGACAAAGAAGGACGCUUGUGGAUUGGUACCAUGGGAGGUUCGAAUGCCGCAGGGGAGACAAAGGAAAACGAAGGGGUUGUUUACAAAAUUACGAAAGACAACCUUGCCAAUCCUGCCGUUGUAAUUGCGCCCGUAACAAUCAGCAACGGAUUGGCUUGGAAUAAGGCCAACGACAAAUUUUAUUACAUCGACAGCCCAACUUACCAAGUUUUGGAAUAUCAGUACGACGAUGAAAAGGGAGAGAUAUCGAAUCCGCGUGUUGCUAUUAACGUGACCGGAUUACCAAAUGUUGUUGGUCAACCCGACGGCAUGACCAUCGACACGGACGAUAACCUUUGGAUUGCUUUGUAUGGAGGAGGUUCCGUCAUCAAAGUAGACCCUAGAAGUGGAGAACUCUUACAGGUGGUUCCUAUUCCCGCACGAGAUGUUACGUCGACGAUGUGGGGCGGUCCCAACCUUGACAUUCUAUACGUCACUACUUCUAAAGUGUCCUUAACUGAAGAAGAACUGAAGGAAUAUCCAGGUGCCGGAAGCUUGUAUGCAGUUACGAACUUGGGAGCCCAAGGAUAUGCAGUAUUUAACGCUGACCUAGAUUAGUAAAUGAUAGUUCGCACCGAAUAAAGAACUAAAAAUAGAUAAAUCUUGCUUUCAAGGUUGUAUGUUUUAAUGA